AUGGGUCGGCUAACCCAAAACCAACCAUUCGAUGUUCAAGAUAGGCUAAUUCCGAAGGUGGGUAGUGGGGACAAGAUCUUAUUUUGGCAGGAUAAAUGGGUGGAAAACAGACCACUUCAUGAAAGAUUCCCCAACCUUUAUGUUCUGGAAAGCGAGAAAGGGUGUAAAGUUUCGGAUCGGUAUAAAGUCGGUCAGCACGGUAUCGAAUGGUUCUGGGGCAGUAACAAUGCAUUAACAAGUGAAGAUCUGUUAUGUGAAUGGGCCGAUUGCAUUUCAGCUGUGAAAGAAGUUAACAUUCAAGAGACAUCGGAUGUUUGGCUUUGGAAGACAGGUUCGGUGACAUCAGACUCUAUGGUAAAAACGAUUAGGGGAGAGCUGGACCAUAUCAACGUCUUAAAUGAAACGAAGGUUCUCAAAUGGCUUCAUUGGAUUCCAAAAAAGGUCAACUGUUUUCUUUGGCGGGUGGUUCUUGACAGGAUUGCUACUAAAGAAGCACUUCAAAUCCGAAGAAUCAACUUAUCUUCUCUGCAAUGUGUCCUCUGUAACAAUGAGGUGGAAUCAGUCAAUCAUCUCCUCAUGACCAGUGAAUCGGCUCAAUUGGUGUGGUCAUUAAUCUUUCAAUGGAUGAACAUUCCUCUUCCAGGUUACAUCUUGAGUGUGGUCCAACUAUUGGAAACCAUUGAUUCUCACAGUUGGCAAAAGAAAAUCAAAAGGGCGGUUUACGUGGUUGUGGCGGCUACUUGUUGGAAUCUACGGCUAAUGAGAAACGAAUGUAUCUUUAAGAAUAAAUCCCCUAAUAUUACAAAUUUGAUUGGAAACAUAAAGGCAAUAUCGUACACGUGGAUCAAAAAUCGUGCGGGGCUACAGGAGAUUAUAUGGGAGAAAUGGAGGAGCUUUAGUUUCUAG
Messenger RNA from Helianthus annuus (common sunflower), 906 nucleotides. RefSeq lists its product as uncharacterized. Lineage: Eukaryota; Viridiplantae; Streptophyta; Magnoliopsida; Asterales; Asteraceae. The record is from RefSeq and is a predicted model, not a curated record. The coding region runs from base 1 to 906 and encodes 301 amino acids. The transcript has a single exon.